Molecule: messenger RNA, 2718 nt
Organism: Prunus armeniaca (apricot)
Lineage: Eukaryota; Viridiplantae; Streptophyta; Magnoliopsida; Rosales; Rosaceae
Source: the annotation of a GenBank genome assembly
AUGGGUUCAUUUACGGGUACUUCUGAAAUUGUUGAAGCAACAGACGAGCUGACUACAGGUCAAUUUUCUCAUGGAAUAGGUAGACCAAAUUCUGGAUUUAGUAGGGGUGACAGAGAUCGGAAGCCUCCUGUUCUAAAACUGGGAUACAAGGAUUCUCUAGAAGAUGAUAUUAAUAAGCUCUUCGAGGCAAUCAAUCUCAAAGCUUCAUCCAAGGGUUCAGAUAAUUCGAAGCAAGCAGGCACUAGCCCUUUAUAUAAGAAUGCCUUGAAGAAGCCAAUUACAGUGGGUGUGUCUCGCUCACCAGGGAUUGGGAAUUCAGAGCCAGCAACUCUGAAGCAGGCGUUAAGGGAACUCUCUAUUACCAAGGCAUCAGAAAUGGCUGCUAUGAAGCGGUUAUCAAAAUUGACAAGUCCUUCAAGAGCCUCUGAAGCUGGGAGGAUCAAGACAUUGUACAAUGCAGUUGUAGUUGAAGCCAGUACAUCUGGCCCGUCCUCAAGUGAAAAUAGGGGAAAUAUGGUUGAGAUCUCUCUGGUGCCAGAAGAAAGCAUUUCAAAUACUUGUGAUAAUAUGCCUGAGGAUCCUCAAAUGGCCAAGAUGAAGUCAUCAAGCCAGAGUGCACAUUCUUCUCCUCGAUUUGCCAUCGGGAAAACAGAAAAUAAUUCUGGGAGCACAACAUUGCAAAAUGAAAGUACGUCCAUGCUAAGGACAGUUGGGGUGCAAACAAGACAGGCAGAACUGGGACAGAAAGAGAAAAUUGAAUCUUCAAGUGACCAUAUUUCAGAACUUGCUGAAAACAUUCCUGUGAAAACCAUGUUACCGACAAAAAUAAAGGCGCAGCUGGGGAAGAAAGAGAAAGUUAAAUCUACAAGUGGUAACACUUCAGUAGUUCAAAAUGUUACUGCCAAACCCAAGUUAGCAAGUAAGGUAUCAGCUGCAAAACCAGGGCGGAAAGUCAAGUUGCAUGCGGUACCUUCUUCAUCUAGUUUGGUCAAUGGCAAUACGACAAGCAAACUAUCCAGAAAUACUCUCCGCUCCGUAAAACCAGCCCGCAGGAAUAGGAUUAUCAUAAAGAAGAAGAUAAGGCAGGAUUCAAGUUCUGUGGCCUGCAAUUCUAGUAAUUAUAAUGAAGUUGAUGCUGAUUUUGAUCCUUGCACAAGUCAGCUGGUCUGUGAGAGAUGCCAAUGUACAUUGAAAGGUGCUGGCAAACAAUCAAAUCAAGGUUCUUUGGUGCCCCAGUUUAACAGUCUUACUGCAGAAGUAAACUCAAGUAAUGUGCACACAGGUCCGAGUAAACCAGGCUUCACCUUAGACAGCAGUAAGACUGGCAAUACAGGGGGAGCUGACAUCAUGAAAGCAAAAAAGAACCCAAAAUCAAAAGAAAAAGGGGAGUUCUCCCAAAGCUCAAAAAGUAGCCAAGAGUAUAGUAGUAGUACAAGUUUGAGUGAUGAGAGCAAUAUGAGUGGGUCUAGUUGUAGCAAUAAGCCUCACAUGUCAAAGGAUGUGAGGUGGGAGGCCAUCCGUCACGUUCGGUUGCAGCAUGGAGUCCUGGGCUUGAGACACUUCAAUCUUUUGAAGAAGCUUGGUUGUGGAGACAUAGGAACUGUAUAUCUUGCUGAACUAAUUAGUACGAACUGCCUUUUUGCCAUAAAGGUAAUGGACAAUGAGUUCUUGGCUAGAAGGAAGAAGAUGCCAAGGGCUCAGACUGAAAGAGAAAUACUGAGGAUGCUUGAUCAUCCUUUUCUCCCUACACUGUAUACCCAAUUCACAUCAGAUAAUCUGUCAUGUUUAGUUAUGGAGUAUUGUCCAGGUGGAGAUCUUCAUGUCCUUCGGCAGAAGCAGUCGGGAAGGUGUUUUUCUGAAGCAGCGACAAGGUUCUAUGUUGCUGAAGUUCUCCUUGCUUUGGAGUACUUGCACAUGCUUGGGGUAGUUUAUCGGGAUUUGAAACCAGAAAACAUUCUUGUGCGGGAAGAUGGUCACAUUAUGCUCACAGAUUUUGACCUUUCUCUGAGGUGCACUGUCAGUCCAACUCUUUUGAAAUCACCUUCAUGCGAUGCUGAUCGUGUAAAACUGUCUGGUCCAUGCACACAGUCUAGCUGCGCUGAGCCCUUCUGCAUGGAACCCUCCUGUGACGUCCCAUGCUUCAGCCCUAGGUUUUUACCUGCUGCUGCAAAAACAAAGAAGUCCAAAAAUGACUCUGCAGCCCAAGUCAGAUCAUUGCCACAGCUUGUGGCAGAGCCUACUGAUGCACGGUCCAAUUCCUUUGUUGGGACCCAUGAAUACUUGGCUCCUGAGAUCAUCAAAGGAGAGGGUCAUGGAGCUGCAGUUGAUUGGUGGACGUUUGGAAUCUUUCUUUACGAGCUUCUAUACGGCAGAACACCGUUUAAAGGCAUCAACAAUGAGGAAACAUUAGCCAAUGUGGUGUUGCAGAGCCUAAGGUUCCCAGAAGGUCCAAUUGUUAGUUUCCAGGCUAGGGAUCUCAUCAGAGGGCUGUUGGUAAAGGAGCCGGAGAAUCGGUUGGGAUCAGAGAAAGGGUCUGGUGAGAUUAAGCAACAUCCUUUCUUUGAGGGCCUGAAUUGGGCCCUAAUACGCUGUGCCAUCCCACCGGAACUGCCCGAGUUUUGUGAUUUUGAAGUUCCAGACAUGCCUGCUGCUCAGGAGAAUACCAAGUAUUUGGAGUUUAAAGCUACGGGAGACCACCUAGAAUUUGAGUUAUUUUAG